UAGCUAUUCAAAGGAAUAUACAAUGCCAUGAACACUCGUUUAGAAAUUUCGGCGUUUUCGAGCGCUCAAGAAAGUAUGCAAGCCCUAGAAGAAUGGCGUAGAAAAAAUGAACAGCACACAAAUAAAAUCAAGGAGUUUUCUCAACGAAGAAAAAUGCUUAAGAAAAGAGCUAAAGAUCAUAGUAAUGAACAGCUAUGGAUUAACGAUCGCGAUGCGCUUGCUAAAGAACAAGAAGUUUAUGAGGCAGAGCUUAGAGAAUCGAUUAAGAGUAUCGGUGUUUUGGAUGAUGAUGAUUCUAAUGUGCGUGCAAAAUGGUCCCUUCAAAAUCAAAUUAUGCAGCAACUCCAGGUACUGAAGAGUGAGCUCCAGAUGUUGAAGAAGGCUAAUCCGUCUGGAAAUUAUGUAGAGUCUUUUAAGUCUAAGGUUUUAGACUUAAAAAAAUUCAUAGAAGAAGAACAAAAGAAAUGUGAAGCCAAUAUCAUAGCACAAGAGGAAGAGCCUCCGUCUAAGAUUGAUGUGAACGAUGUUCUCAUGCAUACCAGAUUGCGUAUGGAGCAGCUUCGGGACAACUUCCUGGAAUCUAAAAAGAUACAUGAGGCCUUCUAUGAAGCAAUAAACCAUGAGCAAGAGCGGCUACUUAGUCAUCUUGCAGAAGUUGGAAACGCUUCAGAACCCGUUUCAUCGGAUAAAGUUCUAAAAUCAAUUAGUUUACUUUUAAAACUCGCGGAAAGGGGACGUCAGGCUGACUCAGCUUCAUCCUUGCAAAAGCAGUUACGGGACCGCGUAUCGAUCACAUUCCCAGAACUAUCUAAAGCUCAAAUACAAGUUGCUAUAGAAGAGACAUUGCAGCAGAGGAAAAAACAUCAGCUAGUGAGGGCCUUCAUUGCAGAUUACAGAAGAGCGAUGGAAAAAUUGUUCAACACUUAUGAAACGGCCCUUGAUGUUGAUAAAGAGCGGCGAGAGUUCGAGGCUUGCAUCAAGACUGAAAAUGAUAUCCGCUUAAAGCGCCUCGAAGAGAAACACCUGCAUCUUGCACAACAACGAGAAGAAUAUGAAGAAAGAUGCAGGGAGACAGAAUUGAGAGAGAAGGAACUGCACGCUGUAAAAGAGAAGCAAUACUAUGCCCUGAAGAUAAAACGUAUGGAAGAGUUUCAGAAGCGUCUUCAUCAGCUUGUUGAAUAUGAGAAAAUAAAGAGUGAAAUGAUGGAGAGGGAAAGUCAAUUGCAGAUGCUGCGCCUGCAAGAAGAAGAAGCAGAAAAGGCUGAGCGAAUGGAGCAAAAUAGCAAGCGCGUAGCGUAUCGGCAGCAUAAAUACGCUGAGAAGGUUGAACACAGACAGGCUCUUGAAAAAGAGCUCCUUGAUUUGAAACAAAAGAAGGAAAAAGCAAUGCAAAGAUUUUUGGCUUCUAUAGAGCGUCAGAUUGGUGUCCAAUCCGAUCCUAAGCGGCUUAUAAAGGCUACUGAGUCCAGUGCUCAGGCGCAUACAUACGUAACAUUUGCAGCGGCUGCACAAAACAAGAUCCCUGGUUACACUGAUGAUGAAAUCAUGCACGACCCACGUAUGAAGUUAUACCAUGCCUUACUGGAGGCUGGAUUACAUAAAACUGAAUACGGCAGGGAAGUGGCUAGUCGUGGUUUUCGAAUACCGCCGGCACAGCAAGCCAAUGAGGCAAAUCCACUCUAUAAAAGCAUUCCCUGAACUCAACUCAAAUAAACUCUGUCCAUGAGAGAAUAUAUAUAUAUAUUAUCAGGAUGUAUUAUUAAUUAUUUUCUCAUUUUAUGCUGCUAGAAAAUUUGUCUGGGAUAUUUGUAUA
This is a messenger RNA of Phytomonas sp. EM1, 1813 nucleotides long. The record is from the annotation of a GenBank genome assembly. NCBI's taxonomy places the organism in Eukaryota, Euglenozoa, Kinetoplastea, Trypanosomatida, Trypanosomatidae.